Messenger RNA from Danaus plexippus (monarch butterfly), 1760 nucleotides. RefSeq names its product suppressor of cytokine signaling 4-like (gene SOCS5). The coding region runs from base 339 to 1388 and encodes 349 amino acids. Gene Ontology annotation, molecular function: 1-phosphatidylinositol-3-kinase regulator activity. Gene Ontology annotation, cellular component: phosphatidylinositol 3-kinase complex. The transcript has 11 exons. Gene Ontology annotation, biological process: phosphatidylinositol phosphate biosynthetic process; intracellular signal transduction. The record is from RefSeq and is a predicted model, not a curated record. NCBI's taxonomy places the organism in Eukaryota, Metazoa, Arthropoda, Insecta, Lepidoptera, Nymphalidae.
CAAAAAAUAAAAAAUGUCACACUCACACCGUUGUAUAAACUGCGUAUUUAUCUCCGUGCUUUUUAAUUAAUAUAAAAAAUAGAUUCACUAUGUAAAUUUGUAUAUAUAAUUACUUUGGAAGCUUUGUAUAUAAUAUCAGAUAUAUUAUUCGUGUAAAUAUCUGUAUACCGUUCCUUUGUGCUGUGUAAAUUCGAAAUUGUAGAAAAUAUAGGUGAAGUCCUAAAUCAUUCUAUAGUGGUAUUAUUUCGAAAUCGAAAAGUAUGUACGAUAUAGUGAAUUAUCUUUAAAACAAACAUGGUAGUUUAUAAACUGAACUGCACAUAGUUUAAACGAGCAUCAUGGGACAGCAGACGUCGAGGAAGAGCGGGGAGUGUAGCUGCGGCUGCGGCGCCUGGGAGAGACGAAGAGAGGGAGACUCGCCCAGCAGUGUUCAUAGAUACGUGAGUGCAGUCACCGACAGAUGGAGCGGGCGAGAGUGCGCCUGUCGCCGGAGACGGUGGAGGCGCCCGGCCUGUGUGUGCACCGCCUACAGACGAGUCAGCGACGCCUGCCACGACGACAGACUAGCGGCCGUCCUUACACUGGGAGCGAGAGAUCUCAGGAGAGAGCUGGACGCCAUAGUCAUUAACACAGACGGUGACACUGGCAGAGACCACGGGGAGCCCACAGCUGAGGUCUAUGUCCUGUCCGUCGGUCCGAGGAGUGACACAGACUCCACCCCCGAGGGUCGAGCUACUGAGCUGGUGCAGGCCAGCGAUCAGUCUAUAAGGAGGUUCCAGGUGGUGUGUGGCGGCGAGCUCCGCGCGCUUCUCCUCCGCUGCCCGCUCCCGCCCGCCCUCGUGCCGCCCACCGUACACACACAGGUCGACUACAAACACUGUCUAGUGCCGGACCUGCAGGAGAUCACGGCUUGCUCGUUCUACUGGGGGAAGAUGGACCGCUACGAGGCGGAGAGACUCCUGGAAAACAAGCCCGAGGGCACGUUCCUGCUCCGCGACUCGGCCCAGGAGGAGCACCUGUUCUCGGUGUCGUUCCGUAAGUACGGCCGGUCGCUCCACGCCCGCAUCGAGCACUACCAACAUCGGUUCAGCUUCGACUCUCACGACCCCGGGGUGUUCGCCGCCCCCACGGUCACCGGCCUCAUAGAACACUACAAGGACCCGGCCUGCGUGAUGUUCUUCGAGCCGAUGCUGACGGCUCCUCUGCCGCGCAGCUCUCCUUUCUCUCUGCAGCAGUUGUCGCGGGCGGUGAUCGUCUCUCACGUGAGCUACGACGGCGUGGAACACCUCCCGCUGCCGGCCCGCCUGAGGGCCUUCCUCAAGGAGUACCAUUACCGGCAACGCGUCCGCGUCCGCCGCCUGGAGAGCGACUCGUACGAGCGAGCCUAGCGACCGCUCUACCACCUGCCACCGCUGGAGUACCUGCCCCGGCUGCUGCACCCGCGCUGAGCCCCAGGGCUCCCGUGAAGGACGUGGAUGGUGUGUGGUUAUCCUAACAUAGUUGGAAGUGAUAAAACUGGGCUUACCUAACGUUAGAUGUAAAUAUAUGAUAUACCGUUACUAUGAGUAUUAACAUAGAGAGCAAUGUAAAUAUUAUUUAUUAUACUGUGUCCGUGUAGAGCGGCUCGUGCUGUGAGCCGUCAGCCAGGUGUUGUUAACUGAAGGUUCACAACCUGCGACAGCCGUCACCUGCUGGUGGUAGAGCUAGUGUUGACCGUACUCCGCUGUAUUACGUUAUAUAUAAUAUAUGUAUUUUAAAAC